AUAUUUGGAAGAACAUAGAAGAGAGGAAGGUGAAGGUGUAUCUCUUUAAAGUAGCUUAUUAAAUUUUGUUAUUGCUCAUAUUCUUCGUUUAAUAGUUCAAUUUGCAAGACAAUGUGAACUUUAAUUGGAAUCCUACAAGAUCGAAUUUACAGAAGCAAAUUUUAUAAAAGUUAUCUUUGUUGGUGAAGUUUUGUUCAAGUACCUAUUGAGAUGCAAGAUAAUGAUCAUUUAUGUUAAUCUAUGUCACUAUGAGAGUAAUAUGUUCUAGGGUGCUUAGUCUAUACAUUGCUAACAUGUUGCACCUUUAGUGUUCCUUUGUUCUUUUUAGCAUUUGAUGUAAACAUCUUGAUACAUCCCUUGUAUAGCUAUGGUGUAUUCAAUAUCCUAAUAAUUAACAGUUUAUUAGUGGUAAUUCGGUUUAAGUUUGAUUUGAGCGAAUAAUUCGAUUCGAAUCGGUCUGGAUGAAAAAUUAAGUCGGCACAAACUGCCCCUCAAUUUAUUUCUCUUCCCUGAUUCUCCACAGAAACCCUAGAGCUGUAAUCUCUAAAACUCUAGAAUUCGAAAUUCAUAUCCGCAGAAGAAAGAGAGGGGGAGGGGAAAAUGACGCAGAAGGGAAAUCUCUUCAAAGGGCAGAAGAAAAACAAAUCAAUUCCUCUCAAUCGGCAUGGCAAAAUCACCCAUACGCGAAAGGGGAAGAAAGUGGCGAAGCCAUCAAAGGUCACCAAAGAGAUGGAUGCCGAUAGGGUCAUGAAUUCUAAAAUUUCUGUAGCUUUCAAAAAUGUUAUGAUCCGGGUGCAUUGGGUUUAUAACACCUUGAGCAUCCUCCUGAAUAGUCGGCUUUUGGGGAUGAGUUCUACUCGGGGUGUUAUAACAAAAACCUUUAAUUUCUGCAUUCCACUACGCUUGGACUUGGUAGGUCUGUCUACCGAAAUUGAUUCACGUGUGCAAGUGUUGCCACAGUAGCUUAAUUAGACAAAAAUUGUGCCAUAUUUGUUGCUUCUUGAGAUUGUUGUCUUCUUAGUUCGUUCUUGCAAACCAUAUUUCUGUAUUAUGUUUCCUGGUUUAUUUCAUACAUAAUACACUUUCUGAUGCAUCACAUCCAAAAGGCAAUAACAAAAGUUGCUCAGUUCACUCAAGGAUCAUCGAAGGUUGUGCUUUAUCAACCUAGUCAAGCUCAUUCUCUUAGUUGAAUGUAUUGUUUAAAACCCAUCAUGGCCUUAAUGUGGUUUGAUGAUAAGAGCAUGCAUGUCUUCACCUGAGUUCUUACUUAAGAUUGUGCUCAAUAAAAUCUGUUAAGACCAGCGUUCAACAAUUAAGAUGUUGUGUAGAAAAGACUUGAAGUCGAUGCGCCUGCUCAAUGUUCUGUGUUAGGAUGCUAUUAGAAAAGUGAAAAACACUCACCAAUCUAAAUUCCAGAGGGGAUAAGUCGACAAGAAAAGGAUUAUAGAUCGACGUGUUAGCAAUUAAACAGGAUAAAUUAUGGACACUAACUUCUAUAAAUGGUCUUACCAAUCCAGGCUACUUCUUUUUAACAUUCCAAGAUUAGGUAGUUGUAGCUUUGUGAUAAGUGAUAAUUGUUACUCCACAUCUUAGCUCUCAUUUCAGCAAAGCAGAUUUAUGUUUAUGUUUUUUUUAAUGCAUUGUGUGAUUGAGGAGGUGAGCAAGUUUAUAAACCACUGCAAUGAGAUGAAAGUUGUGACAGUUGCUAAUAAAGAUGGUGGGCAUUUGAGUAUUGUUAAACUGCUGGCAGAUUCCUCAAGUGGCGCAAAGUAGUUGUUCCAAAUGCACGACAUAGUAAGAAUUUUGAGUUGUAGAAGAUCAAUUUCAAAAUUUAAGUGUAUCAGAUUACUAUUUUGUUAAAUCCUUGUGUUUCUACUGGGUGGUUUGAUUAGUU
This is a messenger RNA of Salvia miltiorrhiza (redroot sage), 1894 nucleotides long. RefSeq lists its product as uncharacterized. NCBI's taxonomy places the organism in Eukaryota, Viridiplantae, Streptophyta, Magnoliopsida, Lamiales, Lamiaceae. The record is from RefSeq and is a predicted model, not a curated record. The transcript is spliced from 3 exons. Bases 601 to 963 code for a protein of 120 amino acids.